ACGAACACUCUGUAGUUGAUUGGUUCUGUCUUUGAGCAAUUGCUUAUACGUUCAGAUGAGCAGGAAGAAUAGUUAUACACAAUUAUUCGCUAAUAACAAUAACUUGGAAAAAAUAUCGAUCUUAAGGUGUUUUUUUUUUUUUUAAACAUCCUUUCGAAACAUAUGGAUACUUCAGGAUCGACCCGCCCAACUCUGAAACACCAUAUUUAGGCUAAACAAUACUUUUACUUUUACUUUUUUCGAGGCUAUACUUCUACUUUUUGAAAUGUCUGUGACCAAUGUUUUGUGAAAGAAAAAUAAGUGAUAUUCGCCCUAUAUCUGGUGUUUGUUUUCCAAAGAAUGCAUAUGUCUGCAAGAAGCCUGUGGAAACACGACCUGUACAAGAACUGAGUCUUGAAGAAUCUUGAACUACUGUUGCCUUGUCUCUCAGUUUUCUAUGAAAAUCCCUCCAUAUUGUUUACUGUUAAGGCACACAUCAACCAACAUCACAGCAUGUGAAGCGUCUUAAGAUUGUGCUGAACAGCACUGUAAUGUUACAUUAAGUAGAUCUAGACUGUGACCAUGUUCGCUUUAAAGAUUAUUAUUCUUAUUACACUUAUUGUUCCUCUUAAUUAUGAUCUUUGUUCAUGUCAAUGUGCUCGUGCUGAAUAUAAGAUAGACAAGCAAUGCUGCCCAAUGUGUGCCCCUGGAAACCGUGUUCGUUGGCACUGCACAGAUGACACCAGCACAACUUGUGUUCCAUGCCCUCCAUUAACUUUCCUUGAUGAACCAAAUGGCCUCAUGGAAUGCUUUCCCUGUACUGUAUGUGAUGCAAACCAAGGUUUAAGACUGAGUGAAGUAUGCACUCGGUCAUCAGAUGCUGUUUGUGGGCCACUGGAGAGAUUCUACUGCACUGAAAAAAAGAAAGGCAGCUGCACUUUAGCUGUGCAACAUUCUAAAUGUAACCCUGGACAAUAUAUCAAACAAGCAGGUACUGGUUCCACAGAUACUGUAUGUGCUGACUGUACAGGUGACUCAUAUUCAAACGGAUCUUUCUCAUCCUGUUUACCACAUACAAAAUGUGAGGCCAUGGGACUUGCUGAAACAAAUCCAGGAACACAUUCAUCAGACUCUGAAUGUGGAAAUCCCCCUACUGCUGUAGCAAUCAUUGCCUCUAGUGUUAUAGUUACUUUAAUAUUAAUUACAGUAGAAACAGGAAAUGGUUUACAUGAAAAACACAGUUCAAAAGUUGUUGGCGGCAGGAUAAAUGUUGAAUCAUUUGGAAUAGAAGAACAAUUCCUAAGAACCUAGGGAUUGACUACAGUUUCUAAACUACUCACAUAUUUCACCACAUUCACUGAAAGAGUUAUCAUGCCUGGAAUUUAUCGGCUUGAGCUACAGAAAGUGAUUACUAAUCCUCUUACAUUUACAUUUAUGCAAAUAAGCAGCCAUUUAAUUAACAGACUAGAAUAAUCAUGGCUGAU
Sinocyclocheilus grahami is the source of this 1463-nucleotide messenger RNA. Its product is annotated as tumor necrosis factor receptor superfamily member 14-like. The coding region runs from base 562 to 1290 and encodes 242 amino acids. Gene Ontology annotation, cellular component: external side of plasma membrane. The transcript is spliced from 8 exons. Lineage: Eukaryota; Metazoa; Chordata; Actinopteri; Cypriniformes; Cyprinidae. Gene Ontology annotation, biological process: positive regulation of cytokine production involved in immune response; defense response to Gram-negative bacterium; negative regulation of alpha-beta T cell proliferation. Gene Ontology annotation, molecular function: protein binding. The record is from RefSeq and is a predicted model, not a curated record.